This is a messenger RNA of Gadus macrocephalus (Pacific cod), 1825 nucleotides long. RefSeq names its product putative mediator of RNA polymerase II transcription subunit 12. The coding region runs from base 48 to 1343 and encodes 431 amino acids. The record is from RefSeq and is a predicted model, not a curated record. The transcript has a single exon. NCBI's taxonomy places the organism in Eukaryota, Metazoa, Chordata, Actinopteri, Gadiformes, Gadidae.
UGUGUGUUUUGUGUCCUCUAGACGUGUCUGAAGCGAUCCUGCACUCGAUGCAGCGUAGCCGGCGGCUGUUGCUAGUCCUCAGUCCACAAUACCUGAAGGACAAGAGCUUCAGCCUGCUGGAAGCCCGGCUGGCCCUGUUCCUCCACCAGAACCCCCAGACCCUCCAGCCAAUACAGCAGCACCUCCUCCAGCAGAACUACCUCCAGAGCCUCCCACAGAACCCUCUCCACCUCCUCCAGCAGAACCACCUCCAGAGCCUCCAGCAGAACCACCUCCAGAGCCUCCAGCAGAACCACCUCCAGAGCCUGCAGCAGAACCACCUCAAGAGCCUCCAGCAGAACCACCUCCAGAGCCUCCAGCAGAACCACCUCCAGAGCCUGCAGCAGAACCACCUCAAGAGCCUCCAGCAGAACCACCUCCAGAGCCUCCCACAGAACCCCCUCCACCUCCUCCAGCAGAACCACCUCCAGAGCCUCCAGCAGAACCACCUCCAGAGCCUCCAGCAGAACCACCUCCAGAGCCUCCAGCAGAACCACCUCCAGAGCCUCCAACAGAACCACCUCCAGAGCCUCCAACAGAACCACCUCCAGACCCUCCAGCAGAACAACUUCCAGGGCCUUCAGCAGAACCACCUCCAGAGCCUCCAGCAGAACAACCUUCCUGCCCUUCAGCUGGGCCAGCUGCACCACCUCCAGUCCCUCAGGCAGACCCUCCAGCAGACCCUCCAGCAGACCAGGCAGGCGACCAUCAUCGCCGUCUUGCGGCACCCUCCCAGCAGAACCAGCUGCCCUGAGGCCGCUGAGCUCCGGCGGGCCGCGGCCAGCACCCUGGUGUGGCGCGGAGCCCGCUCAGAGCCAGCCGGCUCCAGGUUCUGGAAGCGUCUGAGGCUGGCCAUGCCGGUGAGGCCCCUGGCACUGGGCCGCAGAAUGGUGGACAGCACCUCCUCUCACUCGGACCUGGCCUCGCUGGUGCUGCAGCGAGUCCAGCGCACCGGCCACACCCACACGGCCAGAACCACCAAUCACAAGUCCAUACCCGGGCCGCUUUCAGCCAAUCAGAGCUGCCGAGGGGCUCCCCCCAGCGGCGAGGGUGUGAGGGGCGCUGGGGGCCCGGUGUGCGUUGGGUUAACUGGUCUGAGGCAGGCUCCCGCAGGGGCGGAGCUCCCUUUGGAGUCGGAGCGUCCGGAGCAAACCCGCGAGUCCGAUCGGGUUCCCAGCCUAGACCCCACAUGUGAAGGGGAUCCGCCUCGAGACGCAGACUCCGCCUCCCAACCACCGUCAACCAAUCAGGAUCCAAGGACACAUAACAGCAGACAGAUGCUGCCCACUGAAUUGUCGGUUUGAUAUUGUGAGAAGGUACCGCCGUGAACCAGCUAAUGAAACCAGCAAGGUCCUUAGGGCAGACUGGCUAGACCAGCAGGGUCCCGGAGACAAGCACUCAGGUCAAGAAGUUAAUUUACUUCCCACUCUGCGGUUCUGUAUAUCUAUUUCUCUAAAUAUCUGUUAAUUUAAAUAAUGAUAUGUAUGUAUGUAUGUCUGCAAUAAAAUAUCAAAAAACGACUACUAGACGAGUGUUAAAUUAAUUUUGUUUCUAACAAUGUUCGCUCCCAGAUGACGGUUAACUCGCAGUACCGGUCGGCUACAUUUGCUACAGCUGUAACCUACCCCACGAACCAUUAUCUACAGCUGUAAGCUGCCUCAAGUAACAAUAUCUAGAGCUAUAAACUACCCCUCAUAACAUUAUCUACAGCUGUAAGCUGCCUCAAGUAACAAUAUCUAGAGCUAUAAACUACCCCUCAUAACAUUAUCUACAGCUGUAAGCUACU